AUGGAGCCCGGCGCGGUGACGUCACUUACGCAAGGUGAGAAGUGCAGCGUGGACGUUGGCGGACAGCAUCAGCCUCCUUCAUCUUGUCUCAUCUCCAUCUGGUUGUUUUCACUGCUCACAGUCGGACUCGCUGCUGCUGUACCACAUGGGAAAACACUCGUUUCGCGCUCAGUCGAGCCGUCGCACACCGUUGGCGGUGUUUCUCCAGGAGAGAUUACAAGGAAACAGCUUGCCAAGGGCAGGCAGCUGCUGUUUCCUGCAGCUCUCAGCAGUUUGGGGGGACAACUGCAGGAUGCCAUGGGGGAGAAGUGGCUCAGCGGCUCUGCUGCUGCUGCUUUCGGGCAAAUCCUUCAGGCGGGCCAAAGCCAGGGUGUGUCAUCCCACAGUGGGGAGGGAAGCGACAGCAUUGUGGAUAUGGGAGGCAGGGAGGAGGUGGUGUUCAGCAGGCUCGAGACCAACAUGCAGUUUUCGCGCAGCAAAUUCAGUCGUCUCAAGCUCCAUCCCAAACAAACCCCAACGCUGGGCAAGCGCGUGAAGCCGUUUGCCCACAGGAAAAAACGCAGAGAUCCCAGCCCCACCGAGAUGAGCGUGGAGUCCUGGGCCAGCCCGCAGGACCAGGCAGCCGCUGAGCACGCACACAGCCCACACGCAGCCCCCUCCCUGGACCUGGAGCAGCACCCCGACAAGCUGUGCCUGGACUCGUUCUGGAGUGAGGUUGAGAACAUCCGACAGGGGAGUGGCGACACAGAUCUGGACUGCACCCGGAGAGACUCUAGACAAUCAGAAGAGGGAGAACAGGAGGAGCAGUGGCUGGCUGAUGCAGGUUUAUCCACCCUCAUCAGUGAGGACAGCGAGGAUGUAGAUAAAGCGGUACUGCUGUCCACCCUGACCCGGACGCAGGCCGAGGCCGUGCAGCGUCGACUGGACUCCUACACCUUGUCGCUGCGCAAAAGGAACAAACCGCCACCCCGCGACGUCCGUGACAUCUUCAGCUCCCCCAUUGCUCAGAACCUGUUGCCUGAACCUCAGAAUUGCGAGGGUUUUGCCCACCACAGUAUGGCAUCCAAAACACCACUUUCAGUUUUGACACCAGAGCACCAAAGAGGCGUUCCUAAGGAGGAAUUCCUUAUCACUGAUGUGGCUUACUGCGAACAGGCCGUCAUCUUCCUCAAACAAGCCAAACUGCCACAGAGUAACAACCAGUGCAGGAAAGAAGACGGCACCCUUCCUCGGGUGAUCUGCCCCAAAUGUCGCCUGGGAGUCACUCGUAUUCAUGACCUUUCCCACACCGAUAUGAAGAAAGUGCGUCAGUUGGCUCUCAUCGACAUGACAGCACUGUGUGACCUCUUAGAGGUGGAGGUGAAAAGGCACAAAACUUCGAAGAGGAAAAUCACAGAGAGCUCGCUUUUUGGGGUUCCACUGGCCAUGCUGAUGGAGAACGAUCAGAAGAUGAAGCCGAACAGCUCGACUCCGCUCUUACUGCAGGCACUGUUGUCGUUUCUGGAGAAGAAGGGAGUCGAUUCCGAGGGGAUCCUGCGGGUUCCAGGUUCUCAGUCCAGAAUCAAGCUCCUGCAGCAGAAUUUAGAGACCAACUUCUACUCGGGGCAGAUCAGCUGGGAUGACGUGAGUCCAAACGACGCUGCUGCGCUCCUUAAGAAGUUCAUCCGGGAGCUGCCCUCCCCUCUGCUGACCGCCGAGUACCUCAACACCUUCAGCGCUGUGAGAGACAUCACAGAUCUGAAGCAGAAACUUCACAUGUUAAACCUGCUCAUCCUGCUUCUGCCGGAACCCAACAGGAACACACUGAAGGCUCUGCUCGAGUUUCUCAGUAAGGUGGUUUCCAGAGAAAAGAGGAACCGGAUGAACCUGUGGGCUGUCGCAACCAUCAUGGCCCCCAACCUCUUCCUCCAUAAGGCCGUCCCCAGCAGACUGACCGACGGGGCAGAGAAAGGGCAGGCGGAGAAGGCGGCUGAUGUUAUGAGGCUCCUCAUCCGCUACCAGGACCUGCUCUGGACGGUCCCUAACUUCCUCGUAGGCCAAGUGCGUAGGCUAAAUGAAAACAGCAACCGGCGUUACCAGUUUUAUGAUCGGCGCAUUAAGAACUUGCUGAGGAAGAUCCACACAGACAGCAGAGAAAAACCCGAGAAAAAACGCUUGGAGCCAUGUCGCACAGUGAAGAUCCAGGUUGGAGAUCUGGUGAGCGGCUCCAUGGAGUUUCAGCUCAACAUCAACUCACGGACCUCCGACCUGCUCACCCAGUUUCACCGGCAGUUCAACUGCAGCCCCGAAAACGGAAAAGGCAAAAUGCGAAGAAACGGCUCAGUGGCCUACCCAGACUGCGCACUGUACGAAGUAGGAGGAAACAUUGGCGAACACUGUUUAGAUCCUGACACUCAUCUGCUGGACCUGUUCAACAGUAACCCUGGAGGAGAAUGGGUCAUUAAGGUGAAACCCAGUGCAGGAAGAGGGCUGUGACACGCACCCUGUGGGACUAUUUACAGACAGAUCAAAUAACAGAUCGAGGAACGUGGAUAAAGAGAGAGUCUUACAAUUGAGCCUUUUCUUGUCCUGUGCGUCCUCUGAGCAACAAGCUGGAAGGAAACAGAUGGUGGAAAAGAAAUUGAUAAGUGGGGAAUCUGCCUGGAGUGGAGCGUACAAACUGCCAUCUCCACAUUUCAUUCUGUUCCUCUCCAUCUUCAUCUACUCCUCUCCCAUUGGGAACAUCUUCACUUUCCCCCUUUACUGCAGGGCCGAAUCGCCGCAAGCAAAAAGCUGCUUAUGUGAAUCAUUACUUCCGACAGAGAACCUGCUGCAUAGACAAGAGAAGAGAGGCAGACUGGACAGUUUGCCUCUCUCCAACCACGAGCUAACAGAUGGGGAUGCAGAGCACCUCUGGCUAUACAGAGCCACCCCAUGCCAGCUUCUGCUCCACAUACACAGUCAAUGUUUUCCCUGUUAUAAGUUUAAUCUGACAUUCAAGAACACAAUAUUGUGUUUUUAUUGGACAUAUUCUGAACAGAAUUGGUAUCAACUAACAAACUGAAUUGUGUUCAACUAUGGACCGAAGAGAGCUGAUGAGCAGAUACUGGUAAUCAGGUAAUAAGAUGAGAAACCCAAAAAGGAAAUUCUGGCCGCAGAGUGAAAGUGCAGUUCAUUACUAUUAAAGCAAUAGUUGAAAUGUCUGCAUAAAUGAGGGCACUCAGUUCUUUUUCUCACCCAUUCUUUUGCCUUUGACUUUUCUGCCCUAAAAAGUAAUUGGACAGAAUAUGUACAGAAAACCAUGUAACUUAUUUUUUAAAACGCACCACUGAAAUAGUGGGUAGAGCAGAAGCUAACAUGGAAGCCGUCUUCCUAAACAUCCUCUUAGGCCUGAUCAGUUAGUUAAUCAGCCCCAUCAAUCACUCCCAUCUCUAAUGCAUUGCACUGCAGCUAUAAAGGCGAUGUAAAUAAAGACAGAGGAUCUCUGUCGGCUCCUGUCUUCAUCCGUGCCAUUCAAAGAGGGAAAGAGACCCCAAUGAUCUGACAUGUUUUUAUCUGUGAAACCCAGCCAUCGCUAGGCUUUGCAAGGACCCUGACCCUUACAGAACACCGCUCAAAGAGCACCCAGACCUUUUUUACUAUUGUGUGACGCCAAGGGAUUUGGUGUUUCGACCUCAAGGACAGUCAUACCUCUAAAGGGAGCUGUUAAGGACACACAGUGAAGCUGGUCUUCAGUUGUCGUUUUUUGAACACACGAACGGAGGAAAAAGUGCUGAAGCGACAGAUGGGGCAACACUGGCAUUAUUAUCAUAAUAACUAUUAUUAUUGUUGAUGUUAUUUAUAUGAAUGUAAAACUGUUGUUGCUUCUGUAGUUGAUGAGUGUUGUGUAGGAUAGAAUGUGGAGUUGCUGCGUCCAGUCUAACAGUACGCUCUGUGAAUUUACCCAACGUCUGCGUGGGAAUGUUUGCUUACUCAUGGCUUGAAGCUCAGAUGUUAUUGUUUUUUGUUUUUUUUAUUGAUCUCCUUACAUCUGCUAAUCGGACAUAUUAACUGUGUGUGUAUUGCUCACACACACUCUGCAGCAGGAGAGUCGUGGCCGUGCCGCUUCUCCAAGCUAUUCCAAACACACACAAGCAGCAAAUGAAUGUAUCUAACACUUGGUGCCGAUCGUCAGAUGCGAAUCAUUUGCCUCCUCGCUGCCGGAGCCAUCUUGCUGCGCCGCAGCCAUUUUGUGGGAAGUGUUUCGCACACUCAACUCGAUAGACGGAGUAAUGACGGCGGGCCCCGCACCAACACUUAUCAACACCCUCUGCUCCAUCUCUGUCACCUCCCCAUAAUGGACCAUAAUGGCCGUGCGGCGCAUCAGAAAACACACAGUGGAAUCACAUUUCUCCAAUAAAGCCGACGGUAAUAAAUGGUUGUUAUAAAUCCCGCCGCCCCCCAGACCUGGCGACAGCAGCGCUUCUGUGUGUGCACGCAUCUGCGUGAUGAGCUUCAUUACACAUGUCCAGUCGGUCCGUCCCAGUGUCCCGGGCACAGCUCAGCGCCUCGGCACAAAGCAAGCUGAUGAGACUCCAGCCUUCUGCCGACAGUCAGGAGAACUAGGUCACCCCCGCGGCCGCUUCCCAGAGGGCGAGCAGCGUGAGUCCAAACACCCCGGGGAGCCGAGCACAUGGACAGGAAACGCGGCAUGAUACGGCCUAAUCUACUGGCUCAGUUUGUGUUUGUACAUAUGUGAACGUGUGUGUGAGAAAGCGGACGUUACCUGCGGGGAGUCUCUCUGAAACAGUGUUAUCUUUAUAAAUGGGAGUGUUGUGAUACUGAAUGAUGGACAUUUUACAGAAACUUUUGUUUACUUGCUGUGAUCAAAGUGUGGACCUCUUAAUGGCGAAGAUUUUAAACAUCAGACUGAAUGUAUAUUUAAGCCCUUUACACAAGUCGUUGUUUUAAUACUUUUUCUGUAGAAAAAGACACUUUUGAAAAUGUUUCCUUUUUUGUCAAUAAAUGUGACGCUAAUGUGCA
This is a messenger RNA of Menidia menidia (Atlantic silverside), 5001 nucleotides long. NCBI's taxonomy places the organism in Eukaryota, Metazoa, Chordata, Actinopteri, Atheriniformes, Atherinopsidae. The record is from the annotation of a GenBank genome assembly.